AUGGUGACGGACCAACAAAACAGGCAUCCGAUACUAUCUAAGCAAGCAGCCUACGUGCACAAGCAACGGCAAAGAAAGCAACCGAGAUCAGCUGUCGCGUGUCUUUCUUGUAGGAAACGUCAUAUUAAGUGUCCCGGCGGUAAUCCAUGCCAGAAAUGCAUUACGAGCAGCGCCAUAUGCGAAUAUUUGGAGCCGUCAAAGAAGAUCGUCGUGUCGACAAAGUAUCUGCAACAACUGCAGAACGACCUGAACGAUAAGACUAGAGAGAAUAAUCGCCUAAAGGAUUUGCUUUUGGAAAAAACGAUCAGUGGCAAUGGCGAUAGCCACAGCCACAGCCAAAGCGCUGAUGAGCGCCCGAAUGAACCGCCAAUAAGCGACUCGUUAGAAGUAUCUAGCGCUCCGCCUGCCCCUAUAUUCGACCUCAUGUCCAAUAGCAACACUACGUCGGAUAAUGACGAUGACGGAAAUCGCAACGGCAACGAUAACGGCAAUAAUGCUGGAGGUAGCAACAAAGCGACUUUUUCUUUGUUCAGUAAUAGAAAUUACGAUCACAGUUUGGAAAAAUAUUACAACAAGUCCAUCAGUAUCCUUGCGCCUUCAACCAAUGCCAAUAGCGGCAAUAACGAUGGAGGCGGUGAUGACGAUGACGAUGACAAUGACGAUGAAGAAAUAUCGACGAAUUUCGCCCAAAGAAGCGGGAGACUCAUAGAAUCUCAUAACGGGUUCCAUUAUUUUGUUGGGUCUUCUUCGAUGACCUUAUUUGGACUGGAGAUUCAAUCUCUAGUCACAAAGUAUGUUUCCGUUAAAAAUUUCAAACCUUUACCAAUAAACGCUAAGAAUGAUAUUUUGAACUCCAAUUUGAACCCGACUAUAAAUUCUUUUAUUAAUUCGAAUAACUAUCUUUUUUCUUCCUUCAAUUUUCUAAAUCCUAUAUCGAAAAUUGUUAAUUUAAAUUCAAUCAAUGAUAAUCUGUCUCCAUUGAUGUUCAAAAUCGUUUUGAAGAAUGAUAAUGACGAUGAUAGCAGUCAGCAAGACGAAAUACAUUUUCAAUUACCCUCAUAUAAUUAUGCGAAACUAUUAAUAGACUGCUUCAUAAACUACAAUGAUGGCUGUUUUUACUUUUUCAACGAAGGCCUGGUUAAGUGUGGUAUCAACAAACUAUAUUUGGAAAAUAAAUGGCUAUACUACGAUAACGCCAAGAAAAUUUUUGACAAUGAAAAUGACCCAAUUUUACAAGCUAUUUGGUUUUGUAAAAUAUUACUAAUCUUAGCGGUAGGCGAGAUGUAUCUAGGCUCUAUCAAUAAUGAGAUGUUGAAAAACUACUCUAACCAGCCAAAAUUACCUGGUUCAAAAUUCUUUCAAAUGGGAUCCAAAAUUUUCAAUUGUCUGUUCUCUAGCGAAAGGUUAGAAAAUGUGACUAAAAAGGGCGGUAUUGAAGUCUUGCUACUAUACGCGUUUUUCUUACAAGUGGCAGAUUAUACUUUGGCCUCUUAUUUUUACUUUGGUCAAGCUUUGCGAAGUUGUUUAAUCUUAGGUUUACAUGUAGACUCACAAAGCGAUACUUUAUCUAGGUUCGAAAUUGAGCAUCAUAGAAGGCUUUGGUGGACCGUUUAUAUGUUCGAAAGAAUGCUCAGUUCCAAAGCUGGCUUACCAUUAAGUUUUACUGAUUAUACAAUCUCCACUGAAUUACCAGCAGAUAUUGAUGACGAAAGUACUCGGUCCAAGAAUAAUCAUUACGUUUUCAGAAAGGCUGAAUUGAUUUCGAACUGUGUUACAAUCGUUAAAAUUAAUGCUCAAAUUUUGAGUAAACUAUAUCAAAGGCAACCCGAAACCAACAUAAUGAUAACUUUAAAAGUCGUUAUCAAGCAAUUGUUACAGUGGAGAAAUAAUUUAUCUGAUUUUUUACAAGUCGAUUUUACUCAAAAGGAUGAAGAUUUCAGAAUAUCGAGAUUGUCAACAAACAUGUUCACAGAAUAUUUUCAAGGUAUCAACCUGGCUAUACGGCCUCUAUUAUUUCAUUUCGCAUCUAUUCAGUUAAAAAGAUUCAAGACAAGUAAUACUUUUAUCAACUUGCAAAAUUAUUCCACCACAGUCUCUUCUUUGUUAACUUGUUCCUUACAUGCUUCGGUUAAUACAGUUAGAUCUUUAUGGAGCCUAUUGCAAAAUAAUAUGCUUGCCAUGUUUGGCUAUAUGGACAGAGAAUAUCUUUUUACUUCUUCUUGCACUUUAUUAUUAUUCAAUACUGCCUUUGGUGUUCAUGAACAAACGCUAUAUCAUUUGGAUCAUUCUUUGGAAAUUUUUACUCAAAUGAGGAACCUAGGGAAUAUCCCAGCAGGGUUAAGAAGAGCGCAAUUACUUACCUUGAUGGCUAAUCUGGAUUUCCAUGGUAUAAUGAACGAUUUGAUUACCAAAUACAAUGACAUCUUGAAAUUCGAUUCCUUGAACUGUGAAAAUGAUAAUGGAGCAGAUAAUUACAACGAAGUCAAACCACAAAACGAAAAUGAAAACCACAACGAAAAAAACAAUAAGCCUAGCCAUGAUGAUAGUUCAAAUUUGAACUCUGAUAAAACAAAUUCAAGCACAAGCUUAAUCAAAACCGAAUCCAUGCCUAAUACGGCCAGCAUACUUCCAGAAAGUGCUACUAAAUCAGAUACAAAUGAUUAUAGUAACGGAAAUGGACACGAUAAUGAUACCAAUAUCAACAAUGCAGAACCUUCCACUUUCUUCGAUAUUAUAACUGCAACUUUGGAAAAUUCAUACCAAACCACUUUGACUAAAAAAGAAUCUCAAGUAAUGGAAAAAAACAUGGAUCAAUUAGAUUCUGUCCACAACUUAAAUGAUGACGACUUACAACAGUUGUUAGAAGAUUUGGGGAAUAUCGAUCAUUCCGAUGAAAAACUUUGGAAAGAAAUCACCGAUCAAGCAAUGUGGCUAGGUAAUACCAUGGAUCCAACCGCAGCAGCAGGGAGUGAAAUUGACUUUACUGAUUAUUUAGGACCAUGA
Molecule: messenger RNA, 3003 nt
Organism: Saccharomyces eubayanus
Lineage: Eukaryota; Fungi; Ascomycota; Saccharomycetes; Saccharomycetales; Saccharomycetaceae
Gene: PUT3
Product: Put3p
Exons: 1
Coding region: 1-3003 (1000 amino acids)
Biological process (GO): regulation of DNA-templated transcription; DNA-templated transcription
Molecular function (GO): DNA-binding transcription factor activity, RNA polymerase II-specific; zinc ion binding; DNA binding
Source: RefSeq, a predicted model, not a curated record